AUGAAUUCCGACCUGCCUCCAGAAGCGCAUCAUUAUCGCAGGUCGCAGACUCCAGAAAGCCCACGACCGUUGCAUCUCCCAGAGCCCUCUAAUAUCCCAGUCCUCCAAAACCAGAUGGAUCCUGUCUUCAAUGAUACAACCACAUAUGACAUAGCGCUCGAUACCUCUGCCUCCAAAACUUCGGAUCUCAACCAGGAAGACCAUGUGGUGCACAAGAUACCUCUUAACAUGAUACAUGCUCCUGCGCAGCCUGAUGGCUACGUGGAAGGGCAGGACCAUGCGAACGUCCAGAAUAGCGCUUCAAGCAGCAUAGCUUUGAAUGGAAACACAGAAAGUCAAGCGAAUUCUACCAACUCUUAUGCGCAUACUUCAAAUGCCACUGCACCUGAUUUGCAGCGCACCUUGGACUCUUUAGCGCAAUUCACUGAGAAUGCCAAUGCCAACCCUGAACAAGAGCAGCUUGCCUCUAGUGGUGAGGCUUCCCAUGAAGAUUAUGUGUUGCCAAACCCAGAAGUCACUGCCAGUGGUCCCCAUGCCCAACCCGAUCGUGUUGUGAGACCAGACUCUCCGGACGGUGUCUCCAAAGAAGGGGUCAAUUACCAAUCUCUCCUAGAUACUCUUUCUCAGUCUACUGCCACGGCUCCUGCUGCCGACACCCUUACUGCUCCCACCACUGCCUCCGCCACCGAAGAGACAAUCAUCCCGCAAACCGGCUCUGAGAAGUCACUGCCAGUAGUUCCAGGUCUGCCUCCGAGGCCCCCUCCUCAGGAGAAGCCCGCAAUACACCCAAAUUACUCACCCAGUGAAAGUAUCCGCUCAUACCACCACCUUCCUCCGCAAAAUGCCAGCUCCACUUCGUAUCAGGCACAAACAACCAGCUUUCGACCAGCAGCGGGGCUGGGAACUGGAAGUAAUAUCCCUCCUCCACAAUCCAAUGCUCGAGCUGCAAAUGGUCUCCCCCCACCCCCAGUUGCCACUUUCCAACAAUCUCCUGCAAGCAAUGCACCAAUCCAGAGCCCGUCCGUCCAGAGUGUGAAAGACCUGGGUGGGAAAGGCACGAAAUCGCCAAGCCAAAGACAUGAAUCCGAAAGCGCAAACGACGAGGAACAGCCAUGGGGACAAGAAAUUCAGAAGAAAUAUGACCAAUUUUUGCAUGAUGAGAGGAUAUACGUGACGGAAGGUGUAUGGGAUCGCUUCCCUCCUGGAUCGAGACUCUUUGUUGGAAAUCUUCCCACAGAGAAAGUGACGAAGCGGGAUUUAUUUCACAUCUUCCACAAGCAUGGCAAACUGGCACAGAUAUCGCUCAAACAGGCAUAUGGUUUUGUACAGUUCCUUGAAGCAAGUGCAUGUUACGAUGCUCUAGCCAAAGAGCAAGGCGCCUCUAUCAGAGGGAGGAAAAUCCACUUGGAGAUUUCUAAACCACAAAAGGGUAGCCGAAAUUCAGGACCAGCUGAUGGCAAACAACCGCCUCGUAGAAGAUCGAGGUCGCCAGACAGGAGACGAAGCGGAGCCGAUCGGGGGAGCCAGUUCGAACGAUUGCCAUUUAGUGAUUUCCGAGACGAGCCUGCUCGACGACGAGACGAUUAUCGCCCAAUGCGAUCACCCUCACCACGUGGGUUCAAGACUCGCGACGAGUAUCGUGUCCGUGACAGAAGCCCAGUAGCUUUCAACCAUUAUGGUCGCCCCCGGUCCCCACCAUAUGGACGAGACGGAGGAAGAUACAGAAGUCCCAGUCCGCGAGGUUUCGAUGAUGAAGCUGCUCUUCCGUUGCCUAGACGCGAUCCGAGAGAUGUGCCUGAUGUUCAAAUUCUGAUUUUGGAGGAUGUUGACCAACACUUUUCACGUUUUAUCGAGAAUGGUUUCAAGCACAAGGGCCUGCGUGCAGCAACGAUACACCUCAAUCCCCGUAUAACACUUGGCGCUGUGGUCAAGCGGCAAAUCAUUGAAGGUGUACAGGCCGUCGUCAAGCUGACAAGGCACACUCAAUUCAAUCAGCGGAUCCCGCUGCAAGUGUUCGAUCGGGGUACAGGUGCUACGAGCGUGAACUUCAAUGUAGAAUAUGUGGAUCUCGAUGUAAGCACUGCGGCAGAUAUCGUCAUUCAGGCCAGGCAAAAAGAGCGGAUGGCUCUGCCGGCAUCUGCCACACCAGUCCCUGCUCAGCCCUACGGACAUUCACAACCACAACCACAACCACCACCAUACCCGUACCCUCAGCCACCCUCUCAACCAUAUGCACAAUCUUAUCAACAACCGUAUCAGCCACCACACCCGCCAGCUAUCUCCAGCUAUUCAGCUCCACGCGAGCCAUCAUAUGGUGGACCAGGUCCUUUGAGCCCAAAUGGUGGACAGAACUUACAGGAAUUGCUUGCCAAUUUAAGGCAGACACCACGAAAUCAAGCCCCGACCCAGCAUAUGUCAGCAGCUGGUGGAGGAACGCCUGAUCUGGGCGCUUUGCUGAGCAAUGUUGCUCGGCAGCAGAAUCAGAACCAGGGCUAUCUUGCUCAACCAUACCACCACCAGUCAUCGAACAGCCAAUUUCCCCAGCGUCCACCAAUGCAGCCCUACACUAACCCGGCUGGUAUGUCGUCUUAUACGGGAAAUCAGGGAAUGGGAACAGCUUCUCAGCAAGGUCCGGCGCAGAAUGUGCAGAAUAUCAUGGAUCAGCUCGCCAGGUGGAAGCAAUGA
This is a messenger RNA of Endocarpon pusillum Z07020, 2685 nucleotides long. RefSeq lists its product as uncharacterized. The record is from RefSeq and is a predicted model, not a curated record. Gene Ontology annotation, molecular function: RNA binding. Bases 1 to 2685 code for a protein of 894 amino acids. NCBI's taxonomy places the organism in Eukaryota, Fungi, Ascomycota, Eurotiomycetes, Verrucariales, Verrucariaceae. The transcript is spliced from 5 exons.